Arvicola amphibius (Eurasian water vole) is the source of this 1080-nucleotide messenger RNA. RefSeq names its product sphingosine-1-phosphate phosphatase 2 (gene Sgpp2). The record is from RefSeq and is a predicted model, not a curated record. Bases 1 to 1080 code for a protein of 359 amino acids. Gene Ontology annotation, molecular function: sphingosine-1-phosphate phosphatase activity. Gene Ontology annotation, biological process: phospholipid dephosphorylation; sphingosine metabolic process. Gene Ontology annotation, cellular component: endoplasmic reticulum membrane. NCBI's taxonomy places the organism in Eukaryota, Metazoa, Chordata, Mammalia, Rodentia, Cricetidae. The transcript has 5 exons.
AUGGCCGAGCUGCUGCGGAGUCUGCAGGAUUCGCAGCUCGUGGCGCGCUUCCAGCGCCGCUGCGGGCUCUUCCCGGCGCCGGAGGACAAUCCUCGGGAGACUAGCGCGGAGAAGCACGUUGUGAAGAAUUAUUUCUACUAUUACCUGUUCCGGUUUUCCGCUGCCUUGGGCCAGGAAGUGUUCUACAUCACGUUUCUCCCAUUCACCCACUGGAAUAUCGAUCCUUACUUGUCCAGAAGAUUGGUCAUGAUAUGGGUCUUGGUGAUGUACAUUGGCCAGGUGGCCAAGGACAUCCUGAAGUGGCCCCGGCCUUCAUCCCCACCUGUCGUGAAACUUGAGAAGAGAGUGGUUGCAGAAUAUGGAAUGCCAUCCACUCACGCCAUGGCGGCCACUGCCAUUUCCUUCACCCUCCUCAUCUCUAGCAUGGACAGGUACCAGUACCCUUUUGCUUUGGGCCUGACGAUGGCUGUGGUGUUCUCAACCUUGGUGUGUCUCAGCAGACUCUACACAGGGAUGCACACGGUCCUGGACGUGCUGGGCGGCGUGCUGAUUACUGCCUUCCUCAUUGCCCUCACCUACCCGGCCUGGACCCUCAUCGACUCCCUGGACUCAGCCAGCCCCCUCUUCCCUGUGUGUGUCAUAGUCGUGCCAUUCUUCUUGUGCUACAACUACCCGGUGUCAGACUUCUACAGCCCAACCAGGGCAGACACGACCACCAUCGUGGCUGCCGGGGCUGGAGUCACCCUAGGGUUCUGGAUCAACCACUUCUUCCAGCUGGUGUCCCAGCCCAGCCCGUCCCUUCCUGUGAUCCGGAACAUCCCGCCCCUGACCACCGACAUGCUGGUUUUAGGGCUGACGAAAUUUACGGUGGGAAUUGUGUUGAUCGUCUUGGUUCGUCAGCUGGUGCAGAACCUCUCGCUGCAGGUGUUGUUCUCGUGGUUCAAGGUGGUGACGAGGAACAAGGAGGCCAGGCGAAGGCUGGAGAUCGAGGUCCCUUACAAGUUCGUCACCUACACGUCGGUUGGCAUCUGUGCCACGACUUUUGUGCCCAUGUUGCAUAGGUUCUUGGGAUUGCUCUGA